GGUGGCAGCGCAGUGGUGACAUUUUUGCCUCUGCCAUGUCACUGGUUGCCUGCUCGCUGCUUUCAUUUGCGACACUAUUCGCUGUCUCCAAAGCUGUCGUUACUCCUGUAGAAGAAAGCGGACCAUGCGCUAAAUUCAUAAUGGACAUUACUUCGGCAAACGGGGGCUCCUAUAAGGGUAUUGACGAGGUCAAGUUUCAGUUCGAAGCAAACAAGGAUGAAGUACUGCACAGUGUUAGAAACACCUGCAAACAACUAGGCUCAGAAGUAUCCAAGCAGAUAGUGGAGGCGUGCAACGAAGACUAUCAUAUUAAGACAAAGCCAAAACUGGCGCCGCUGGGACCUGAUAUUCUAUCGCCGGUGUAUGCGACUUGUGACGGCGUUCCUGACUGCGGACCCAUAGUCGUCCACGUUACGCAAGUCUGCGAUCAACUAACGUUGAUGUAAAUGAUAUAACCACUCUCGUACGGCCAACAUAUCACAUUGCAUAUGGACGCGGGCGAAGCACCAACGACAUGUUAGAUCUUAAAAUCUUAAUGUUUAAAUCGUGUAUUGACUAUGGCUUUAUUUACUUUGUAUAAUUAAUAAUAUAACAUAUUAAAAUAAAGAAAGUUUUUAGUAAAUUA
Cydia splendana is the source of this 625-nucleotide messenger RNA. RefSeq lists its product as uncharacterized. The coding region runs from base 36 to 446 and encodes 136 amino acids. The transcript is spliced from 3 exons. Lineage: Eukaryota; Metazoa; Arthropoda; Insecta; Lepidoptera; Tortricidae. The record is from RefSeq and is a predicted model, not a curated record.